Molecule: messenger RNA, 2800 nt
Organism: Neopsephotus bourkii (Bourke's parrot)
Lineage: Eukaryota; Metazoa; Chordata; Aves; Psittaciformes; Psittacidae
Product: tyrosine-protein kinase Fer
Exons: 12
Biological process (GO): regulation of mast cell degranulation; Fc-epsilon receptor signaling pathway; protein phosphorylation
Molecular function (GO): protein tyrosine kinase activity; ATP binding
Source: RefSeq, a predicted model, not a curated record
UUUCUGAAAUCUGUGUCUUACAGGUUAAAAACUGUAAUAGAAGAACUGAUUCAGACACAGCAAAACCUUUUGAGCAAAGAGGAACUUGUUUUGGAACUGGAGAAAAAAAUAGAAGAGUCCUCUAAGACUUGUGAAAAGAAGUCUGAUAUUGUACUCUUACUGAGCCAAAAGCAAGCGCUGGAAGAACUUAAGCAAACAGUUCAGCAAUUAAGAUGCUCUGAGGCAAAAUUUGCAGCCCAGAAAGAACUACUGGAACAAAAAGUUCAAGAGAAUGAUGGGAAAGAGCCACCACCUGUAGUGAAUUAUGAAGAAGAUGCCAGAUCAGUGACUUCUAUGGACAAGAAAGACAAAGUCUCAAGAUUUGAUACUAUACGUCAUUCCAUAGCUGGAAUUAUAAGGUCUCCAAAAUCCAUGCUGGGCUCAUCCUCGUUCUUUGAUGUAAUUUCAACCACUGAGAAACCGCUGGCAGAGCAAGACUGGUAUCAUGGUGCAAUUCCAAGAAUAGAAGCCCAGGAGCUGUUAAAACAGCAAGGAGACUUCUUGGUGCGAGAGAGCCACGGGAAACCUGGUGAAUAUGUCCUUUCUGUGUUUUCAGAUGGACAACGGAGACACUUUAUCAUACAAUAUGCUGAUAAUCAGUAUCGUUUUGAAGGAACUGGAUUUCCAACUAUUCCUCAGCUCAUAGAACAUCAUUACACAACAAAGCAAGUUAUUACAAAGAAAUCAGGUGUUGUUCUGCUGAAUCCUGUUGUUAAGGAUAAGAAAUGGGUUCUCAAUCAUGAAGAUGUCACAUUGGGAGAAUUACUCGGUAAAGGUAAUUUUGGUGAGGUGUAUAAGGGAACAUUAAAAGAUAAAACUCCUGUUGCUGUAAAAACUUGUAAAGAAGAUCUUCCUCAGGAACUGAAAAUAAAAUUCCUGUCAGAAGCCAGAAUACUCAAACAGUAUGAUCAUCCUAAUAUUGUAAAACUUAUAGGAGUUUGCACACAACGACAGCCUAUUUAUAUUGUUAUGGAACUUGUUCCAGGAGGUGAUUUCCUGUCCUUUUUGAGAAAAAAGAAGGAUGAUCUAAAAACCAAACAGUUGGUGAAAUUUUCAUUGGAUGCUGCUUCUGGUAUGGCAUAUCUCGAAUCUAAAAAUUGUAUACAUAGAGACCUGGCUGCAAGGAACUGCUUGGUAGGUGAAAGCAACAUUUUGAAAAUAAGUGAUUUUGGAAUGUCCCGGCAAGAGGAUGAUGGUGUGUACUCAUCGUCAGGCCUAAAGCAGAUUCCUAUCAAGUGGACUGCUCCAGAAGCCCUCAACUAUGGGAGAUACACGUCUGAGAGUGAUGUAUGGAGCUUUGGAAUCCUUCUGUGGGAGACCUUCAGUUUAGGAGUGUGUCCGUACCCUGGAAUGACCAACCAGCAAGCACGAGAGCAAGUCGAGAAAGGUUACCGAAUGUCAGCACCACAAAAAUGUCCAGAAGAAAUACAUAAAAUAAUGCAGAAGUGCUGGGACUACAAGCCAGAAAACCGGCCAAAAUUCAGUGAGAUUCAGAAAGAGCUGUCUUCAAUCAAAAAGAAAGUGACAUAGUGAUGAGCAAGUGCCAAACUCAAUGUGUGGGACUUUAUUUGUCCAGUGAAGUAAUUUUUUUCCCCUCAAACACUAUGCAUUUAUACAACAUUAUUUGCAAUAUUUUUCUAUGAUUACUUUGAAAUUAACUGAUUUUCUAUAUAUAUGAGUACCAUCUUGAAUGAUGUCUACAUCUGCAUUAAAGGCAUAUACUGCAAAAUAUAUAUCCAGUCACAGUAAUCAUGUCACUGAGGAUACACAUAAUUAGAAAAGCACAUAGUAUAGAUUUAAGGGACUGUGGCUUCUAUCUGUUUUACAGCAAGUAACUGUUAGUGACAUUUUUCAGAGGUUUUCUACUCUAAGCUGUGUUCUCACUCUGCUAUCGCUGUCCUGUAUGUCAAUACCAGCAGCACUCUAAUGUGGUGACUGUCAUAUAUGUUGGCCUUAAAACUGAAGACAGUUUUGACAAGUAUUUUAAUUACAAACUUUGAGAUAUUUUAAUUUCUUUCCGCAACUGAUAUUUUAAAGUGAUACUUUGUUUUAAGGGUGAAGGUCAGUUAGAUUCUGGAUGCAAAUAAUGCUUACUGAACAGUGAAAUCCAGAAAUUUCUUCUGUAGAAAACUGAGUUACAUGUGCAUUUCUUACUCUACUGUAGUAACUACUUCUGACUUUUGAUGUGAUUUACUUAAGCGGUGCCUUUUGUUCGAACAAAGACAUCAGAACUCAGUAAUAUAUCCUUUCCAAUGACCUACAUUUGUUUAGGAAGCAAAAAAGCCAGUAUCAAGUCUUGACUAUACAUGUUAAGAAAUCCUGCAAAUUAUCUGCUUUCCAAAGAAUAUGUAAAAGCAGUAGGCCAGCAGAAAGAGAUUUACUAAUGAUAGCAGCAAAUAACAAAUACUGAUCUUAGAGUAGUUAAAGAAUGUAAAUUGCUAGAUUUGUGUAUCAUAUUAAUUUUUUUCCUUUAAUUGGUAAUAAUUCUCAGAAUGCAGCUGAAGCCUACAAAAGGUUAUGAUAAGCAAAAGUUCAUUCCAUGCGUAGUGUCCAAAGGAAAAUGCUACUUCUGUAUGGCAUAAGAAAAUUGUUCAAGCAAACCAAAUAAAGAAGUAUGCCUCUGGCAGGCUUAGCAAGGCACAGUAGAAAUGCUGACCUUCUAAUAUCUUUAAAACAUUGCAGUGGGUUUCAAAAGAUUGGGGAUAGGCAAGUUUCAAAUUCCUCCAGGAAUAAAAACCUUGUAUAUAUAUAUAUAUAUAUA